Molecule: messenger RNA, 1329 nt
Organism: Neodiprion virginianus
Lineage: Eukaryota; Metazoa; Arthropoda; Insecta; Hymenoptera; Diprionidae
Product: DNA topoisomerase 1-like
Exons: 2
Coding region: 167-550 (127 amino acids)
Source: RefSeq, a predicted model, not a curated record
AUACUGAGGUCAGUGUUCCACCGUUUGUUGACUAGCAGAUAACUCGUUGUUGCGGACACUUCUUCUCAUCGUUAAAUAUAUCCAUCAUCUUGAAUAUUUUCGCUAAAAUUCCACGAUUCUAGUGACGUAAUCAGCUGAUAAUAGGGUUGAACUGACUUUCAAGGAAAUGCCGCCAAUCAAGCCGAAGGAGAAUCGUAGCCGCCAGUCGAUGACAUGCUGCGACGACUCGAGCUCGGAUUCUGACUCCUACGAUUCGGACGAUAUCUGCAGCUGCACCUCUUCAACUGAUUCGGACUGUGAACCGAGACGUCGAAGCAAGGGGAAAUUGGGGAGAAAAACGCAGUCGAAAAAAAUCAAGCCAAAAUCGAAGACCAAUGAAAAAGGGGCCAAGUCCAAGAAUAAAAACGGGCGUAAGAAUGAAGUGUCGUCUGCCUCGUCGUGCGACUGUUCCGAUUGUUGGUCGGACAACGACUCGGACUCAUCUGCCGAAAGCUGCCCAUUGGCCUCCGGUUGUUGUCAAAGAAGUUCGGGGAAAUCAUCUUGCAAGUAAACGAUCGCUUCGAAAUCGUCAAAUUGUGUGGUUCGAUGGUAGAGCGAUGAAUUGAUCGAUCGACGUUCAAGUAUGAGGCUCGCUCCUGUUCGAAACACAAGUGACGUCCCGGAAUCAGCUUUCUUCUUCAUUUAUUUCAUCUCUUUUUCGUUCUGCGUCCAUUUUUGUGCCAUAAAUAUAGCUGACGUAAUCAAUCUGCAGCGCGUCAUUGACUGAAUUGUUCCUUUCUGAUGAAACUUUGACUCCUUCAAAUUGAUAGUCACUUUAAUUUGUCGUACGGGUAUUUGUACUAAAAUAUCAUCAAAUUCAACGUGUCACUAUUAUUUUCAUCGUAUUAAUUUAUACGCGAUAUCGGUAUUAAUUCAUGACGUCAUCAAUUUACCAAGACAAAAAGACGUAGAAAUUUGUUAAGCAUUAUCAUAUUGUAUCGAGUUCCUGCAGUGCAACUCUAAAUUAGAUUGUCUGGGUAAUAUCAUUCCGAAUUGUUUUCGGCUGGCUGCGUUUCUAUUUAUCCUAAAUUAUUUACAGUUACAUAUAUUAAGUUAUAUUGAAAUAUUAUCAUCGUGUUAUAAUUAUAAUUGUCAAUAUCAAUUUAUCAUCGAAUAAAGUGUUUUAUCUAUAGUAACAAUCACCAUAUGAUCAUAAAUAAUAUAAUUAGUUUAAUAAUUCUAACAGAAUACGAGUAAAAUGAAACCGAGCAAAAAACGAACAACCAUAAUUGCUUCACGAGGUAAAACGGGUUCACUAAAUUUAAUCAAGAAGCACGAACCUGAAAUUCU